Danaus chrysippus (African queen) is the source of this 381-nucleotide messenger RNA. Lineage: Eukaryota; Metazoa; Arthropoda; Insecta; Lepidoptera; Nymphalidae. The record is from the annotation of a GenBank genome assembly.
CUGAGGCCGACGGGCGGAGUUUUGUUCAAGCAGGCUCGUGAGUGCGAGCGGGUGUGGAGGGCGGCCAGUCCCCUACACUCCGGGUCCCACUCCGGGGUGUCGGCCCUCCGCCCCCUCGCUGUCCCCUGGCCGCCAUCGAGUUCGGACAACUGGAAGAGGGUCGAGAACCACGUGAAGAAACUGAACAGUAGGCCGCGCCUGGAAAUAGAUCCUGAAUGUUUAAGGUGGACGCCGUUACUGACGCCGACCAUCAAUCCCUUCAGAUCUCCAGAUGAGAAUUCAGCUGAUCAGGACACAGAAAACGAUGAAGGGGAAUUGAAAACAGAAAGUGAAAAAUACGGAAACGGAACCAGAAACGAUUCCUUCGAAAUCAAACGCUAA